Molecule: messenger RNA, 1055 nt
Organism: Hippoglossus stenolepis (Pacific halibut)
Lineage: Eukaryota; Metazoa; Chordata; Actinopteri; Pleuronectiformes; Pleuronectidae
Product: cuticle collagen bli-1
Exons: 5
Coding region: 123-998 (291 amino acids)
Source: RefSeq, a predicted model, not a curated record
GUGAGACCUGAUAAGAAGGAGACACGGGACAAGCAGAGGUUACACUCGGGUUCAGUAAGUCCUUGGGAUCACUCAUACCACAGCUUCUGAGGAGGACAGGCGUUGCGUCUCAACUAACAGCCAUGGCUCUUGGAUGCUUUUUGUGGAUUUCAGGGAUUUGCUUUUUGCUGUUUGAUGGCAGUGUUGGUUUACCAGCCAUAAAAGGGUAUGGAUAUCCGUACAUAGCUGACUCACGCAACAUGGAAGAUGAAGCGCUUAUGUUUGAUGACUGGCAGGCUUCCAAUGGCCAGCCGAGUGGCGCUGCUUACACAAGCUACAACAAUCCUUCAGCUGCAUGGCAGCCGGUCGCAACUCGACAAACGGUGCCUAGUGCUCCUGCAGUAGAGAGCUUUGUUAAUAGUGAGUCAGGGGACUGGAACCUGAGGAACUCCAACGCGCCACUCAACUUUCCUUUAAGCCACAAGCCGAGUAACCCAGCAAGGCCUCAGCCAGGCCCCAACACUGGCUCCAGUACACAUGGCGGGGGCUCCCAGAAUGUUCCCCAUCUUGUCUAUGAGGAAGUCAUUCAGUAUCCCUCAGAAAAUGCAGCGCAGUCCCCAAGUGAUGGUGGUGUCUCUAAUACUGCAGGAGGGGCCGGUUAUAUGAGCACAGGUUAUUCCUCAGAGCCCUCCUACCAAAAGUACCCAGCUAAUGCAGGACCCCAACAGGUCGCUACAUCUGCUCAAAUGAGUUACCAACCACAAAACCCAGUCGCCAGCCCAGAGAAAGAAGUUUCCGUGAGAGUGAGUGAACCUCUCCUCCCUCCUCCUCCACCACCACCUUCAUCCUACAUUGUCCAGUCCAGAGAUGCCUACCGGAGAUCCAGGUACCUCUUCAACAAAUCCAGAUACUCGCCAGGAUUUGCCCCUCCACUGGCUGUAAGAUCAGUGCCUGCAAGGCGUCAACCAGCUGCCCCUGUGGGUGUGAAGAACCCUAAAGGACCACGCAUACAUGGAUAGUGUCCUCAAAAGAACGAUGUGUGCUCCAGAAAAUAAACUCUUUUUUUAAAAGUUCAA